This is a messenger RNA of Manis pentadactyla (Chinese pangolin), 1835 nucleotides long. RefSeq names its product inositol-tetrakisphosphate 1-kinase (gene ITPK1). Gene Ontology annotation, biological process: inositol trisphosphate metabolic process. Gene Ontology annotation, cellular component: cytoplasm. The transcript has 11 exons. The record is from RefSeq and is a predicted model, not a curated record. Bases 339 to 1730 code for a protein of 463 amino acids. Gene Ontology annotation, molecular function: magnesium ion binding; ATP binding; inositol-1,3,4-trisphosphate 5-kinase activity. Lineage: Eukaryota; Metazoa; Chordata; Mammalia; Pholidota; Manidae.
GGAGGGCGGCGGGCCGGGCGGCGCCGGCACUGUCGGGCCUCCCUCCUCGCCUCCGGGCCGGGCGCCGGCCCGCGCCCGCGAACUUGCGCGCCGGUGAGCCCCGCGGGCGGCGGGGGCGUGGGCGGCGCGGCAGCCAGUGGAAUGCCGCGCUGAGCGCCGCUCCCUCCUCCCGGGCGCCCGCCCCGGCCCGCCCCUCCGACAGGACUGCGCGCCCGGAGCCCCGUUCCGCGUCCCCGCCGCCGGGAGGAGUGCCCGCUCGCUUGCGGCGCGCGCCGGGCCGCCAGACUCGGCCUGUGGGCGAUUUCCUCCGGACCCGAGCUCCCCGCCCGAGGAGGAAGAUGCAGACCUUCCUGAAAGGGAAGCGAGUUGGCUACUGGCUGAGCGAGAAGAAAAUCAAGAAGCUGAAUUUCCAGGCCUUCGCCGAGCUGUGCAGGAAACGAGGGAUAGAGGUCGUGCAGCUGAACCUUAACCGGCCAAUUGAGGAGCAGGGCCCCCUGGACGUCAUCAUCCACAAGCUGACUGAUGUUAUCCUAGAAGCCGACCAGAACGACAGCCAGUCCCUGGAGCUGGUGCACAGGUUCCAGGAAUACAUCGAUGCCCACCCUGAGACCAUUGUCCUGGACCCCCUUCCCGCCAUCAGGACCCUGCUUGACCGCUCCAAGUCCUACGAGCUCAUCCGGAAGAUCGAGGCCUACAUGAAAGACGACAGGAUCUGCUCGCCACCCUUUAUGGAACUCACGAGCACGAGCCUGUGUGGGGAUGACACCAUGAGGCUCCUGGAGAAGAACGGCCUGGCGUUCCCUUUCAUUUGCAAGACCAGAGUGGCUCAUGGCACCAACUCUCACGAGAUGGCCAUCGUGUUCAAUCAGGAAGGCCUGAGCGCCAUCCAGCCACCCUGCGUGGUGCAGAACUUCAUUAGCCACAAUGCUGUCCUGUACAAGGUGUUCGUGGUUGGUGAAUCCUACACCGUGGUCCAGAGGCCCUCCCUGAAGAACUUCUCUGCGGGCACAUCAGGCUCCUCCCCAGGACGAUCUCUCAUGCCCCCCGUCUGGACUGGCUCUGGUCGUAGCGGCGGGAGGACUGUCGGGCACACCGGGGCGGCAAGGGGCCUGCGUGCCCCGCUAGCGGGAAGGAUGCCAGAUCGUGAGUCCAUCUUCUUCAACAGCCACAACGUGUCGAAGCCAGAGUCAUCAUCCGUCCUGACCGCGCUGGACAAGAUCGAGGGCGUGUUCGCGCGGCCAAGCGAUGAGGUCAUCCGGGAGCUCUCCCGGGCCCUGCGGCAGGCGCUGGGUGUCUCUCUCUUCGGGAUCGACAUCAUCAUCAACAACCAGACAGGGCAGCAUGCUGUCAUCGACAUCAACGCCUUCCCCGGCUACGAGGGUGUAAGCGAGUUCUUCACGGACCUCCUGAACCACAUUGCCACCAUCCUGCAGGGCCAGAGUGCAGCCACGGCAGCUGCAGGGGAUGUGGCCCCACUAAGGCACAGCAGGCUCCUUGCGGAGCAGGCGGGCAGCCUGGCAGGCGAGCGGACAUGCGGCGCUGGCCCUGGCUGCUGUGUCAGCACAAUGGGCCGGGACACACCCUGGAUGGCGGAGGCCGACGCUGGCGGCGUGGGUGCGGGUGGCACCACCAAGCUGCCACACCAGAGACUUGGCUGCACCGCCGCUGUGUCACCCAGCUUCCAGCAGCAUUGUGUGGCCUCGCUGGCCACUAAGGCCUCCUCCCAGUAGCUAUGGAGCCCAGGACCCGGAGGGGCGGCGUGGGCCGCGGAGCACACCUGCUGGGUGAGCAGCUCCCAGUGGGGACGCUACUACUAAGAAUUCCCAACCAUCUGA